AUGCUCAGCUCUUCUCGAGAAACCGUAGAGCAAUCAAUUAGGAUUUUUAUGGGAACUUCUGGAAUCGUUUCAUUUUUUAUCAACUGUUUUGGCAUUUAUUUGAUUUGUUAUCAUCAUGGAAUGAUGGAUGAUUAUCGUUAUUAUCUUCUUUAUUUUCAGAAAAACAUGUUGCCUGCUCCAAUGUUGAAAUUUUCACAAAUAUUUUCCAAUGUUUUACCGUUAGUUGGAACAAUAGCAUACGCUUUUUCAGAACCUAAUGAUUCCCAAAAAAGAAAAAUUAUAGAUGAAAAGUACUCGUCAAUUGCCGCGUGGCUUUCUGAAGUCAAAGGAAUCGCUAUAUACGACAUUGACGUUAGUCUGAAUCCUUCGUUUUUCUUUCUGACAUUUGGAAUCAUGUCUGGGACAUUCAUUCUUUCGACAUCUUAUGCUAUACUUUACACACAAUUAUAUGUAAUGCUGAAUUCAAUCAAAUCUAAAAUAUCCCACAAAACAUUCAAAAAACAUUCGGUAGCGAUUGUGAGCACAGUAAUGCAGAAUUUGGUUUUCGUCAUUUUCUUCGUGUCACCUAUUUUCUUGCUCGCAAUUGUUAUUUACACUGGAAGGGAUGCAUCCGGUUCGUUGGCCUAA
Molecule: messenger RNA, 627 nt
Organism: Caenorhabditis briggsae
Lineage: Eukaryota; Metazoa; Nematoda; Chromadorea; Rhabditida; Rhabditidae
Gene: Cbr-sri-18
Product: Protein CBR-SRI-18
Exons: 4
Coding region: 1-627 (208 amino acids)
Source: RefSeq, a predicted model, not a curated record